Messenger RNA from Microsporum canis CBS 113480, 2268 nucleotides. Its product is annotated as mRNA export factor mex67. Gene Ontology annotation, biological process: poly(A)+ mRNA export from nucleus. Gene Ontology annotation, cellular component: nucleus. The transcript is spliced from 4 exons. Gene Ontology annotation, molecular function: RNA binding; protein binding. The coding region runs from base 1 to 2268 and encodes 755 amino acids. The record is from RefSeq and is a predicted model, not a curated record. Lineage: Eukaryota; Fungi; Ascomycota; Eurotiomycetes; Onygenales; Arthrodermataceae.
AUGCUUCAAAUUUCAGGCGGAAGGAUGAACAGCUCUAGCAACCGCGGCAGAGGCACGCGAGGCAGGGCUGGUGCGACGGACCGUGGUGGCAUUCGAAAACGAAGCGUCACCCCUCGGGUCGACCGAGAUGGAGAUAUGGACAUGGCUGCCUCUGGAGCUGGUGUUGGGAGAGGCCGGGUACGAACUUCUCGCGGAGGUGCUACCGGGCGAUCGUCGAGGAGACCAGGCGAGAAGGAGAAGACGAUCGAUGCGCUCCAGAAGGCCAUAUUCAACAGUUCUUCCUCCCAGGCCAAUAUCAGGCACGGGCGUGGGAUUCUAGAUGGGCCCUUGAGGCGGAACUUGACACAGAUCAGAGUGACUGGGUGGAAAGCGAGCAAAGCGGCUUCGAACCCAGAUGGUGGCGUUGUCAGUCUUGUUGCGUUCUUGGAGAAGAAGUCAGCCCCCACCGACCAGAAUGCUACGGCCCCUGGACGACACAAGAUUACAAAGACUCAGCCAGAGCGAUACUGCUUUCUUUCAAGACCGUCCAGACAUUCCGCAAAUGUUGUCGAGUUACUGCAAAGAGGAUCGGUUUCCAAGUCGCGGGUUGAAGGCGACAGUAUGAUAAUAUCUGUUCGACCCGAGCAGGUGGAUGGAUUUUUGCGAUUAAAUGGAUAUUCCUUUGCCGGGGCCCCAAUUUCGGUUGAGCUGCACGACGGUAUAACGAUAGCGGACACUUCCUCACGACAAAACCAAGGACCAUCUCAAGCUGCCAUCGAUACGAAGGCUAAGAUGACUUCUUUUCUGGCAAAGCGAUACUCGGAACCAGGAAAGCUGCUUGAUCUAUCAAAACUAGGCACAGACCCGGAUCUAGUGGAGAUGGGCAUGUUCAACAGCGUGUCCACGGAAUCAAAAUUCUUCCCGGCUCUGAUGAAAGUGUGCGAGCUUACCUUUGACUCUGCUUCUAAAAGAAAGGCUGCAGUCGUUAGCGUCACCUUAGCGCAUAAUCAAUUAACAAAUCUCACUGCCGUCACCUCCCUCGCCCAGACGUUCCCCGAAAUCAAAAACCUUGAUUUAUCCCACAAUCAGUUCAAAGAUAUCUCAAGCUUAAGCAGCUGGAGGUGGAAAUUUCGCAGUCUCGACUUUUUGGACCUUACGGGAAACCCAGUAUGCUCUGAGCCAAAUUUCAAGGAAACAAUGAUAAAAUGGUAUCCUCAGCUUCGGACAUUAAACAAUACUGGCGUCAGAACAACGGAAGAAAUUGCCGCUCAAAAGAAAACCCCCAUCCCCGUUAUGGGCCCGAGUUUUCAGGAUGAGAGCCAGAUUGCAGAAAAUUUCGUCAAGGCUUUCUUUUCUGGCUUUGACAACAACCGAAACGAUCUACUUAACGGAAUUUAUGAUGCAAAAUCAAUAUUUUCGUAUAAUGUCAACUCCGUAGCUCCACGAGCGGCCCAAACAGAAUCAACACCCCCAUGGGACUCGUACAUCCGAAGGAGCAGAAAUCUUAUAAAAAUCAGUCAUCUUCCUGCUCGCGUAUCACGAAGUUUCAUUGGUGCUGAAAACAUUCGUGAGGUAUGGAAUUCAUUUCCACAAACGAAGCAUCCGGAAAUUCUUUCCAACCCCAAGGAAUGGCUGAUAGAAUGCCACCCCAUCCCUGGGCUUCCUGAUAUCAAUAACCAAAGUGCGACUGGUGUUGGUGGCCUUUUGAUUACCGUUCAUGGAAAAUUUGAAGAGAUAUAUCCUGAUACCGGAGCCAAGACUCAGACACGCAGUUUCGAUCGAACAUUCGUCCUUGGACCCGGAAAUGGCGUAGGGGGUCUUAGGGUCAGUAACGAUAUGCUCUGUCUUCGAGUAUUUGGAGACUGUACGGCGUGGGUUCCAGAAAACGAACAGGUUUCCGCUCCAGCGAUGACAGCCACACCAGCUCAGCCUACUACGAUCCUGCCGACCCAACAACCGACACCUAUCCCGCAGCUAGCGGCCCAACAUCCAGAAGCAAAACCAGGAUAUGGAAUACCCCAGCCAGGGAAAUCGGAGGAGCAGGUUAAACAGGAGCAACUGGUGCUUGAAAUAAGCUUCAAGACAAAGAUGACUUUAGCAUUCUCGGAAAUGGCUCUUAGCGGCAACAGCUGGGAUUUGAAUCUCGCGUUAAAGAAUUUUGAAGAAUUAAAGCCUUGGAAAGAAAACACCCACCAGUACUUUACACGCCUUAUAAUAACAUUCAAAUACCUUAUACUUCUGCCUCCCCCUUCUCUUCACCUCCAGCAAUCUUCAUCCAUGCUUCCAUAG